Messenger RNA from Bradysia coprophila, 882 nucleotides. It is a transcript of the gene Prx6a, whose product is annotated as Peroxiredoxin 6a. Lineage: Eukaryota; Metazoa; Arthropoda; Insecta; Diptera; Sciaridae. Gene Ontology annotation, molecular function: peroxiredoxin activity. Gene Ontology annotation, biological process: cellular oxidant detoxification; cell redox homeostasis. Gene Ontology annotation, cellular component: mitochondrion; cytosol. The record is from RefSeq and is a predicted model, not a curated record.
CAUUCUGUACCGUCAAAUUAUAAUCACAUUUUUUCUGGCAACACUGUUCUACUAUUUACACUUUCAGCACUGCUCACGUCUGAACCACACAACAUUCCACUUAUCACCUAAUCGUAGACACCAACGAUCAAAGUUUAGGACAGAGACGUACUUAAUUCAAAAUGAAUAUUGGCGAUACAUUCCCUAAUUUUGGAGCAAACACAACUGUCGGACCGAUCGAUUUUUACGAGUGGCUUGGUGAUUCUUGGGGUAUCCUUUUUUCACAUCCGGCUGACUACACUCCAGUUUGUACGACCGAAUUGUCGCGAGUAGCUAAACUCGUCCCGGAAUUUCAAAGCAGAAAUGUGAAACCAAUUGCCCUUUCUUGUGAUAGUGUUGCUUCACAUCAAGGAUGGAUCUCUGAUAUUAUCUCUUAUGGCAAUCUUCCCACCGACAAUCCGUUUCCAUACCCGAUAAUUGAUGAUGAGAAACGAGAACUGGCCCAUCAAUUUCAAAUGUUGGACAAAGAUGAAAUUGGUAAAUCUGGUUUGCCGUUGACGUGUCGAGCUGUAUUUAUUGUUGAUGCGAAAAAGAAGUUGCGUGCAAAGAUCUUGUAUCCGGCUACCACUGGCAGAAACUUUGAUGAAAUUCUGCGUGUGAUCGAUUCAAUGCAGUUGACUGAUACAAAUAAAGUUGCUACGCCGGAGAAUUGGAAGAAAGGCGACUCUUGCAUGGUUCUCCCAACAGUAAAAGAUGAGGAUAUUCCUUCGUUGUAUCCAAACGGAGUUGAGGUGAUUGAAGUUCCUUCCGGCAAAAAGUACUUACGAAAGACUCAAUGCCCAUAGUGCCUUAUUAACUCCCACCAGACCGGUUCCUUUAGCAAAUAAAAUUUGUCGAACGAUU